Molecule: messenger RNA, 1071 nt
Organism: Eutrema salsugineum
Lineage: Eukaryota; Viridiplantae; Streptophyta; Magnoliopsida; Brassicales; Brassicaceae
Product: F-box/kelch-repeat protein At4g39240
Exons: 1
Coding region: 1-1071 (356 amino acids)
Molecular function (GO): protein binding
Source: RefSeq, a predicted model, not a curated record
AUGUCAUUCCCCGUGGAAAGUUCCGAUGGUUCAUCGUCGUUGUCUUCGGAUCUUCCGCUACCAAACGAAAUCUCUACGACCUGUUUUGCCUUGCUUCAAAGACGUUACCAUCCAGUAAUAUCUCUUGUCUCCAAACCCUUCAGCCGUUUGAUCGCAUCCCCUGAGCUUUACGCCGCACGCUCACUUCUCCACACCUCUGAAAAUGUUAUCUAUGUCGCCUUGAGACUCCGUCUUGAGCAAAACCCUUGUUGGUACUCCCUUAAUCUCAAACCUUUCAAAGACCAAUCUCUUCUGGUUCCCAUUCCUUCUUUCCCUUCUCUUCCAUAUUGGGGAUCUUCCGUGAUCGCUAUUGGUUAUGAAAUUUACGUCUUCGGUGGAUGCAUCGAUGGAGAGCUUACUUCUAAUGUCUCUGUGCUGGAUUGUCGGUUUCACACGUGUCAUGUACUCCCAAGCAUGCGUGUGGCACGUGGCUGUGCAGCCACGGGUGUUAUAGACGGGAAGGUAUAUGUGAUCGGAGGGUGCAAGGCGCGUUCAGUUGAUUGGAUCGAAAUGUUCGAUCUCGAGAAGAAAACUUGGGAGAGUGUUCCUGGUCCUUGUAACGAGGAGGUCAAUGAGAAAACGAUCAAGAGUUUUGUGAUGGACGAGAAGAUUUACGUUAUGGAUAAUAGCAAUAGCUUUGUCUAUGAUCCUAAAGAAAAUAAAUGGGAGGUUGAAACGGUGUUGAACGAAGGGUGGAGGGUUGGUUCUUGCGUACUCGACAACAUCUUGUACACUUUUGGGGACAAGAAUCAGAUAAAACUGUACGAUCCGAAUACAAAGGUUUGGAGAGUUUUGAAAGGUGUCGAAGAUCUACAUGAGAUUCGUUCUUGGUCUAGACUGGCGACUUAUGGCGGUAAACUCGCGGUGUUGAUUAACGUUGGUACCAAAGGGGUGACGGAGAUAAGUUGUACGGAGAUUGAAUUGGAAACUCGCGAAGGAGGAGAGGUUUGGGGGAAGAUUUUGUCGUCUGAUCGUGUGCUUAGUAUAGACGUUUCAUCCAAGAUUGUAAAAUGUGUAACCGUAACGGUCUGA